AUGAACGAGUCUUCAAAGGAAUUUGAUCGUUACAUGCUCCACAAUGCCCUUCAAGGAAAGAUGGCAACUCCUUUGGACACAUCUACCGGCUGGUUUGGGAUUUGUGACCUGCUACAUAUUGCAGAGGAGGAUAUCAACAACUCAUUUUUGCUCACUGAUAAAAAGAGAAGCUCCCUUUCCUCUGCAGGGAGGCUAUGUUGCGCCAAGCCACCUGCGAUUGAUCUGAGAUUGCUGGAGUCAUCUUCUGGUUUGAUCAUUAAGGAGAAGGCAUCGAUUCUGGUCGACAUUCCGGAUGGCUCAGACUCCCGUACUGAACAAUUGGAAUUGGGAAAACUUGCUGGUCUCAAAGUUGUUUCGACGGACAAAGUUGUUGUUACCGAAAGAGAAUGUUUUACUCAAAGGAAUGUGGAUGAACAACAACACCACGCUAGCGAUGUCAUUGAAGAUGCUUUGCGCAAUAUGGCGUCCUCACCUCAGCCGGGAAUGACUAAGUUUCUGGAUGAUUCUUUCGACACAAAUACUCAGGACGAUGAGGAUGAAGAAGCGCAGGAAGAGUUCUGUUGGUCGGAGAGUGAAAAGGAUGUAUAUGCUAAGUCUAUUAGGGCUGCUCGACAAGAAUUGUGGAAUGAUAUGCUUUCUUUCCGACAACAAAAUCAGAAUAUUCCUUGGAUGGUAGGGGGCGAUUUUAAUGUGAUAAGGUCUCUUGAAGAAUAUUCUGGUAGCUCGGUUCAGGAUCAUGCAACAAUGAAGGAUUUUAAUGAUUAUAUUGAAGAGUCUUCAUUAACUGAACUGUUAACUUUAGGGGAAGAGUUUACUUGGGGAGGAAUAAGAAGUACGGGAUGGGUGAGUAAGAAGUUGGAUUGGAUUCUGUUUUCAAUGGAAUGGCUCUCAAUGUUUCCUAAAGUUUCGGUUGAAAACUUGAAUAGAACUACAUCAGACCAUAGCCCUAUGUUGCACCAAUUUGACACAAUCUUGGAAAGCCAACCAAGAACCUUUUGUUUCCAAAAUAUGUGGCUGAGAAGGGAAGGUUUUAUGGCCUUGGUGAAAGAGAGUUGGGAAUUGCACGUUGAGGGUUUUGGUAUGCUGGGAUUUUCCUUGAAGCUCAGAUGUUUGAAGGCGAAACUAAAGGAAUGGAAUAAAAUGGCUUUUGGAAAUGUUUUUGACAAUUUGAAAGCUCCUAAAAAGGAGGUUCAAGAGUUGGAGAUUCGGUAUGAUAAUACCAAAUCAGAAGCAAUGGCGCGCAUGCUUAAUUUCUUGAUGGAGAACAGAAGGAUUGCUCGUUUUGGCACUCCCACUGGCUCCAAUUAUGUCUCUCAUUUAUGUUUUGCGGAUGAUUUAAUUGUUUUCACCCGUGGCUUGCAGUCUUCUAUGAGAGAGUUGAAUGCAUUUUUUGAGGAGUAUGAAAUUGCUUCUGAGCAGAAAAUAAAUAGAGGCAAGAGUAGCUUUUUUGUGGAUGGUAAAUGCCCCUCUUCUUGGAUUGAAAGUGUCAACAGAUGUUUGGGUAUGCAAAAAGGGUCUUUUCCAUUUCUCUACCUUGGUUGCCGGCUGUAUCAAGGUAGGAAGAAGACCGCAACUUUUCAGUUCAUUCUUGAUGCGCUUGAUUCGAAGUUAUCAAAUUGGAAGAACAAGUUUCUUAGCCAAGGUGGACAUCUUGUAAUGAUCAAUCACGUGUUAUCGGCCAUUCCAAUUCAUGUAUUUGCUGCAAUUGAGCCACCAAAAUCAAUACUUAAUGCAAUAGCGCAAAGAUGUCAAAACUUCCUUUGGGAAGGUGUUGAAGGGGAUGGAAGAAGGCAUUGGAGAUCGUGGAGUAGGCUUACUUUUCCGGUUCUGGAAAAUGGUGUUGGGCUGCAAGAUUUUCAAGAUGUAAUGAAGGCUUUCUCUUUCAAAAUAUGGUGGAAGUUGAAGCAUAAGCAAGGCAUAUGGGCGAAAUUCAUUCUUUCUUUGUUACGAGCUGCAAGAAAUAAAACAUCUUGGAAGAGAUUUGAAAAGGUUGAUGCCAUAGCAACAAAUCAUUCGAAAGUUUUGGUGAGAAGUGGUGAUUGA
Messenger RNA from Oldenlandia corymbosa var. corymbosa, 2043 nucleotides. The record is from the annotation of a GenBank genome assembly. Lineage: Eukaryota; Viridiplantae; Streptophyta; Magnoliopsida; Gentianales; Rubiaceae.